AUGGCGAUACGCGGCACUGAUUAUAUCGACGCGCCUCCGCCCCUGCCCCCACCACGACUCGUCCCCAUCAGCGGGCCCGUCGACCCGAAGCUGCAAUUCAAGGAGAGCAUGCGCAGGGACGAGUAUGGGAGCCCCGGCGCCGACUCGUUUGGGCAUAGCUUCAAGCGAAGGGAUCUGUCGUUUCGGAGUGACAUUUCCGACGACGGAUAUCACAGUUUUGAAAGCUUCAGGUCUUCGGGCUUCCCCUCGCCUUUCGGUCACCACACAAUGAAGAGCUUCCGCCCAGACGGCCAAUCCAUCGACCACUCGAUGCUCGACAAGCUCAACCGUCCCGGACGGCGGCCCGGCCUCAGCGCGUCCGUCAACGACGUGCCGGGCCCUCGCCCCCACCACGCGCAGUUGACGACUCUCUCGCUCCCGCACCGAACCCGGCAGCCAUAUCUCGACUCGAGCUUUACCAAGUCGCCCGGGCCCAUGUCAGCCACGUCCCCGAUCGCCGCGCCGUUUGGCCAUCACGGGCGAGGUUCCGUAGACCACCGUUCACCCUUGGGAACUGACGGCAGCGACUACGAUCGGUCGCCCCUUCCGCGCCCCCGCAGGAUGCACGGGAACCUGGCGGCAGACGACGGCACGCACCCGGGCUAUGGGGGCUACGAGAUCCGGGAAGACGACGCCGAUUUCCCUAUGGAGGAAACGACCCGUAUGCGGAGCCUUGCGAUUGAAGACCAAUGGCGGGAGAGGGAUUGGGAUAGGGAUCGGGACAGAGAGAGGGAAAGAGAGAGGGAACGCGAUUGCUACCAGCCGGGCCAGAAGCGGAGGGCUUCGUCGCCACCGAGUGAUGACGCCGCGGUAGCAAAUGACCUGCUGAGGAGAAGGGACGGCGGCCUGAUGACCAGGGGCUCGCCUACGCCGAGGCUUCUGGCGAUACCUCAGAACUCGCUAUCAAGCGUGUCGUCGGCAAGUCGAAGCGGGAGCUUCGCGAGCAACCUCACCGCUAGCAGCGUCACAAGUAUGGGCUCGUUUGGACGACGCUCGCCCAACGCCCUGUCCCCGGGCGGCUUGUCCCCAACCGAUCCUAUGUCCUGCAGCAGCCCAUAUCCACCGCCGACAAGUCUGUCUGCUUCUCCCCGCCCCUCAAUUGGACGAUCCGUCGGGGCACUUUCCCCGCACCACCGAACACCGAGCGAACAACCAUUGCCCGCACAGGCCACGCGCACCGUCACUUCACCACGAAAGAUCGCCGACGUUCCAAAGAGCCACAGCAGCUUGGCCGCCAAGCUCAAGGGUCCCUAUAUGUGCGAAUGUUGCCCGAAAAAACCAAAGAAGUUCGAGACCGAUGAGGAAUUAAGAGCGCAUGAGGCCGAAAAACAGUACGGAUGCGCGUUUUGCGGCAAUCGCUUCAAGAAUAAGAACGAAGCCGAGAGGCAUCAAAACUCUCUCCAUGUCCGGCGGCACAGCUGGUCAUGUUCGGCCCUGACCGCGUACGAGCGGGCAUUUCACGACAGCACAACAAAGCCCGGCGCGGCCGACGUUUGUGGGUACUGCGGCGAGGAGUUCCCCAGGAGCGGGAAGAACCAAGGCGGAUGCAGCGUGAGCGACCCGGACUGGGAGGACCGCGUGCGCCAUCUCCAAGACGUGCACAAAUUCCGCGAGUGCAACUCCAGCAAGAAGUUCUACCGGGCCGAUCACUUCCGCCAACACCUUAAGCACAGCCAUGCCGGCACCAGCGGCAAGUGGACCAACAUGCUCGAGAACGCCUGCAUGAUGGAGGAGGAGCCGCCCGUUCCCACGAGAUGA
Chaetomium fimeti is the source of this 1797-nucleotide messenger RNA. RefSeq lists its product as uncharacterized. Gene Ontology annotation, biological process: regulation of transcription by RNA polymerase II. The record is from RefSeq and is a predicted model, not a curated record. Gene Ontology annotation, molecular function: DNA-binding transcription factor activity, RNA polymerase II-specific; RNA polymerase II transcription regulatory region sequence-specific DNA binding. The transcript has 3 exons. Gene Ontology annotation, cellular component: nucleus. NCBI's taxonomy places the organism in Eukaryota, Fungi, Ascomycota, Sordariomycetes, Sordariales, Chaetomiaceae. The coding region runs from base 1 to 1797 and encodes 598 amino acids.